AACGGUGUACAUAAACAAACCCUCACGAUACACAUCGUAUUUUGUCCAUCCAUAUACAGUGCUUUAGCCGAUUGACAUGCAAAAGGAUUUUUAAAUGAAACCGCGCUUCAUUAGCGACUACGACUUCGCAGCAGUUAUCCUGUCACGAUGCUCUUUCCAUUGUUGUUAAACCUGAUGCGCACUCACAAACACACACACACACAUACUGAGCCAUCCACUUCCGGUUGCAUGCACACAGCAUAGUUGAUGUGGCACCAAAAGUCAUUCAUUGUGGCAACAGUCUAUUUGCAGAGCCUGUGGCGAUAUGAAGUUCCUAAAACAAACAUUUCUAGUUUAUCUACUGUUUGCGGCGACAACGGCCCAUUGUCUACUGGGAACGCUCGCUGGUGGCGGUGGCCGUGGCCAUGGCAGUGCCGCAAGAAUAACACAGAAAACAAUAUCCAAAGGAUUUCUGGUUAAGAGCGUUAUGAAGUUAUUGACAAAGCUGGAGAGGAGUAAAGAUUUAGAUGCCAGCAUGAAAUUUGCAGUGAUAUUGAGUGAAUUUCUGAUAAAACAACACCAGCGCUAUAUAGAAUCAAAUCGGUAUGAGCAACAGGCCAACUAUCAUUUGCUGCAGAAGCUGGAUAAUAUUAUUCGUAACACAGAGGAUGCCGAUUUUGAAAAUGUUCAAAAGAAAAUCAUUGAUAAUAUAUUCCAGAAAAAUGUACUACUCAAACCACCUAUUCUAAAAGAACGCCACAUCGAUACCCAUUUCGAAUAUAAGUCGCUGUUGAAAAACUACACUCAGUUGGUGGAUAUGCGGGAGCGAGAUAUGAUACAAUCCGAUGAAUGUCUAUCAUCUGUGGCAACUUUAGAUUCAAGAUGCCAGGUGCCCCAGGAGUGUUUAGACUUUAUGGUUACCGAUUUGCCCUCAUAUGGCUACAAAAGAAUGCAUCAAAUUUUAUUGCUUUACGUGUUUAUGCAUCAUAUCUGCGCUCCGACGUUGGGAUCAGAAACGGCUUAUGAAAUUUUGGCCAGUCAAAAAUGUACUCAAGUCUAUCGUGAACAAAAUGUAUUACGACACAUGAAUAUUCCAGAUGUUUAUAGAGACCUUUAUUUGGAGCAGAAUGUCAUCUGUGGUCUCUUCGGAUACAUUGAAUUUAUGAAUUGGCAUAACUUAGUCACCGUUACCAAUUGGCCCCAGGAGGAUGAGUGCUUGUGUCUCUUCCUAAAUGGCGAAAGUAAAAUCGACUGUAAUUGUACGAAUCACAUCAAUAGCUUGGUUUUGGUCUACUACAUCAAUGGCUUUUUAUUGCUGAAUUAGUUACGCAGAUAUACUCGUAGAGGCGAGCGACAAACGAUGAUUGAUAUGCACUCAAAAGGAAAAACUGUUAAAUAAUACCCAUAAAAUAUGCUAAAUAAGUUAAUCAAAAAAACAAACGAAAAAAAAUAUAUUUACACACAAAUGUGGAGGCAUUUAUGAGAGUUUCAGUGGAGUAUAUGUAUGCAUGGAUAUGUAAAUAUCUUUUAGUUAUGUGUGUACAAGUUCCUACAAUUGCGCAUAAAUAUUCAUUUAUUUCCCUAUGCGGCUUAAGUCAAUAAAUGUGGAAGGUUGUUAAA
Molecule: messenger RNA, 1599 nt
Organism: Stomoxys calcitrans (stable fly)
Lineage: Eukaryota; Metazoa; Arthropoda; Insecta; Diptera; Muscidae
Exons: 6
Coding region: 305-1303 (332 amino acids)
Cellular component (GO): membrane; cytosol
Source: RefSeq, a predicted model, not a curated record